This is a messenger RNA of Boeremia exigua, 1089 nucleotides long. Its product is annotated as ER-derived vesicles protein-like protein ERV14. The record is from RefSeq and is a predicted model, not a curated record. Gene Ontology annotation, biological process: endoplasmic reticulum to Golgi vesicle-mediated transport. Lineage: Eukaryota; Fungi; Ascomycota; Dothideomycetes; Pleosporales; Didymellaceae. Bases 327 to 743 code for a protein of 138 amino acids. The transcript has 4 exons. Gene Ontology annotation, cellular component: COPII-coated ER to Golgi transport vesicle; endoplasmic reticulum membrane.
CGUCAUCCAGAAGUUAUCGCUGCCUGCUUGCUGACAGCUUGAGCACGUCCACAAGAGCUCUCUGCGACUCGUUACAUCCGAACCCUAUAGUCACUGUAGUUGUUGGGUGCUACGUCAUCACAACCUACCUCCAGUUCUACGCCCCGCCGCGCACGAGCUAGCUUACCGCGUCUAGCCCGCAGCCUGCAAACACACGACCGCAUCCGCUCCACAACUGCACACCUCACACGCAAUCGCAUCGAUACGUAGUCUCAGGCUGUACCGCCAGCUUCCGUCACACCUCACCCUACCAAUCCUCGUACUGCGCUGCACAAGAACUCCUCAAAAUGACUGGCGAAGCAUGGUUGUACCUUCUGGCGGUGUUGAUAAACGCCGUCAACCUGUUCUUGCAGGUCUUCUUCACCAUUAUGUACAGCGAUCUCGAAUGUGAUUACAUCAACCCCAUCGACCUCUGCAACCGCCUCAACACCUACAUCAUCCCCGAAGCCGCCGUUCACGCUUUCCUGACCUUCCUCUUCCUCAUUAAUGGAUACUGGGUCGCGCUCAUUCUCAAUCUGCCUCUCCUGGCAUGGAAUGGCAAGAAGAUCUUCGAGAAGAACCACUUGCUCGAUGCAACAGAAAUCUUCAGGAAGCUGAAUGUUCAUAAGAAGGAAUCCUUCAUCAAGCUUGGUUUCCACCUGCUGAUGUUCUUCUUCUACCUGUACAGCAUGAUCGUUGCUCUCAUCCGCGACGAGACCCACUAAGCGCGCACGCCGCGGUUCCGGCAAUACUGAUCUAGGAUGGAAGCCUUCACCACGGUUGGGCUGGUUUCCUCCAUGACUAAACGUGAGAGCGUGGCCAAGUUGGCAGACGUGGGCGCGCGUUGCCUGUGGGGACUGGAUACAGACGGCUCAUCUGAGGGUGCUUGAGCAGAUGGGCGAGGGAUUAGAUAUGAUGGAUACCAACAAGAGGGCUGGGGGGAGGUGCUCAAACGAUCGUUGCAUCGAACGACUUUAUGUUCUUAUGGGCUAUGUUAGCGUUGUCUUGUAAGCCUUUCUGUAUAUGAAUGAUGUAUGUACGCUCGUUGGGCGACAUUGCAAAAGUCACUUU